Messenger RNA from Papaver somniferum (opium poppy), 1886 nucleotides. Its product is annotated as thylakoidal processing peptidase 1, chloroplastic-like. Gene Ontology annotation, biological process: thylakoid membrane organization. The coding region runs from base 340 to 1533 and encodes 397 amino acids. Gene Ontology annotation, molecular function: serine-type endopeptidase activity. The record is from RefSeq and is a predicted model, not a curated record. Gene Ontology annotation, cellular component: chloroplast thylakoid membrane. The transcript has 6 exons. NCBI's taxonomy places the organism in Eukaryota, Viridiplantae, Streptophyta, Magnoliopsida, Ranunculales, Papaveraceae.
CGUGGUUCUUGCUGUUUAUUUUCUCCUCAUAAUUUUCAACGCUUUUCUCUUCUUUCCUGAGUUUCUUCUCCAGAGAGAGAAAGAAAUUCAGGAGUUAUUCAGAAACCCUAAAUCCCUUUCUUGAUCUCUCUAAUUAAUCAUUCAAAUCGAUUCAAUCAGUCCUCAAAUUCUUCUUGCUAACAACUUAACUUAGAAAUUCAUUGUUCCUUUCUCGGAUUUUCUUCUUUGGCACACAAAGAUGUUAUCUGUUUGAGUUUUUUAGGCUUUUUUUCCACCAAAAGGUCACUUAGAAAGAACACUCUGUAUUUAAUCUUCUUACGAUUACUUCAAUUUGUUCUUAUGGCGAUCCGGAUGACAGUUUCUUACUCUGGUUACCUAGCACAAAACUUAGCUUCGUCGGCUGGAAUUCGUACAGGAGGUAAUUGUAGAUUGUUUCAUGAGUUAUUUGGUAAAUCUCGAAAUCUGAUACCCAAUCCGAAACCAGAUGUUGAUUCAAGUAAGAAUUUACAAUCUGAUUUUGUUAAAUUUAAGUAUAGAAAUUUGCCAAAGAAACCAGUUUCAAUGUAUAGUUCGCUUGCUGGAGAUCUUUCUGGUUGUUCGGAGUUUGAGUCUCCUUUGAUUGUUGGUAUGAUUUCGAUGAUGAAAUCAUCUAUCUCUGGGUCUGCUGGUGUUGGGAUUUUGGGGGUUUCUUCUAAUUCCUCUUCUGCUAUGCUUGGAUUUAGUGGUGGGUCUUCUUCUUCAUUGUUAUCAUUUAUUCAAGGAACAACAAAAAAAUUCUUUCCUAGUAACGAAGGUUUAGUUAAGAAGGAAGGUUUAGCUAUAGUUGAUGAGGUUGAUGAUAAAGGUGGUACAAAUACAAUUGUUGAUGCUAUUGCUUCUGAAAUUACUUCUGAUUACAAAGAUAUGAGAUUCACAAGAGAGGUUUGUGGAAAAACCAUGGAAAACAAUAAAUGGUACGGGAAAUUAGAGAAUUUUUGGGCGGAAGAUGUCAAAGCUAUAUUUACAGCAUUGAGUGUGAAUUUGCUUUUCCGAUCUUGUAUGGCUGAACCAAGAUCGAUUCCCUCCCUUUCAAUGUAUCCUACACUUGAUAUUGGUGACAGAAUUUUAGCAGAAAAGGUUUCGUAUUUGUUCAAGAAGCCUGAAGUUGCUGAUAUAGUGAUCUUUAAAGCUCCUCCUGCAGUUUUGCUUGAUAAAGUGUUUACUUCUAGUGAUGUGUUUAUCAAGAGAAUUGUAGCUUUGGAAGGAGACUAUGUCGAAGUUCAUGAUGGGAGACUGUUGCUGAAUGGAGUUAUCCAAGAUGAGGAUUUCAUUUUAGAGCCUAUUGCCUAUGAAAUGGAUUUAGUGUAUGUGCCUCGUGGAUAUGUGUUUGUGUUAGGGGAUAAUCGCAACAACAGCUAUGACUCCCAUAACUGGGGUCCACUCCCAAUCAAAAACAUACUAGGCAGAUCAAUUCUUCGUUACUGGCCUCCUGCCAGAAUAUGCAACACUGUGUGUGAAGCACCUACAGAAAAGAGCUAUGUGGCAGUUUCUUGACCCAGCACCAACUGUUGCUUCAGUUGUGUUUUAUAACGAGAAUUCACUGCCUGGAAACUUCGAAGGGUCUCGGGCAACUUUUAUCCUGAACCUGAUCCAGAAGAUUUAUCCCAGUGUUUUUUUCCCUUGUUUGUUGUAAAUAGUUGGAUAUUUUCAGGCAACUUCUUGAAUACGCUAUACUGGGAUGCUUUGUAUACCCCAUUGCAUUCAAGGUUGUCAGCCUGAGAUAUUUCGCCCUUGAUAUUUACUCAAGUUUUGAAAAUGGCCCAACAGAAGUUGUGAAUCAAGUUGUUCUCUUGACUGUACUGUAAUGAAAGUCUGUUUUAAAGGUUGCUCCACUGGGCAACCGAUCA